Molecule: messenger RNA, 2655 nt
Organism: Meyerozyma guilliermondii ATCC 6260
Lineage: Eukaryota; Fungi; Ascomycota; Pichiomycetes; Serinales; Debaryomycetaceae
Exons: 1
Coding region: 1-2655 (884 amino acids)
Molecular function (GO): protein binding
Source: RefSeq, a predicted model, not a curated record
AUGAUAAGGAAUAUACCACGAAUACCAUGGAGGAUCUCACCGUCCAUUCUAAUACGUCCGGUGUAUUCUGGUACUCUAUUGGGGCCUUCCAUUGUUUUCAAUCGACAUAAAAUAUGGACUAAUCCUCUUAGUAGGUUCAACACAAAAUCACAAAAUUCGCCUGAAAUCAUACAAGAAGAAACAAAUCAAGAACGUGUAGAGGUGGUGCAAUUGCUAGAAGAGUUACGACAUUACUCCAAGACUCGUGAGGUACCUGGGAAACUUCGACAGGGUAUUUUAUCUUCCAAGCUUUCUCAGCUUCUUACCCUAGCUUCGUCCUUCACGACAGAAGGCGUUUCCAAAACCGCAGAUCAAGCGUUUAUGCAACUAUUCUACCUUAACAACCGAAACGUAUCCAACAUGUUAACCAGUGAGGAUCUUUCUAAAUUUUACGUUCGAAUGAGCAAGGUUGAAGGCACUCAGUUUGAAUCAAUGGCCAAGAUCGCCGAGUAUUAUGUAUCAGAACAAUCGGAAACAAUACCAGAGGAGAUACUUCUUCAAAUUAUAUCCAUGGCCUUGAACUUAGCCGGUGGUAAUUUACAGUCUACUUUGACCUAUCUUAUGACGAAAAAGAAGAAGGUAUUCAAUUCCAGAUUCACAGAAAGCCUUUUGAACUUGGAACUAGAGAAAGGGAGAUUGACCAUACUGACCUUUGAGGCUAUAAUUAAAGCAUCAGAGAAUCUGGGCACAUUCACACUUCUCAAUGACUCGUUUUAUUUGCUGUACAUGAAUUAUAUCGAUUCUUUGUUCGAUAAAAAUCCACCCAAACCAUACGAAUACCAAAAUAUCGAAAGAGACAUUGAUCGCACUCAAAUUUUCUUGCACGAACAGCUUCUUGAAUCCUUGCACGUUGCUCAAAUCUCACCAGCAACCACUAUCAAGUUACUUCAGCAUGCAUGGAACCUUCAAUCUAUAAAUCCUCGUAAAGACUUUGAUAAGGUUUUGGUAUCUGUUAAAGAGCUUUUGAGUGAGGAGGGAAAUGUUACAGACAAGAUUAAAGAUGCGGUCUUUAAGGAAGGUCUCGAAGAAGAGUCUCUUGCUCAAGGUCUUCUCGAUUUGCUUUGGUAUGGAAGAGGUACAUAUGGAAGCAGUGGAACCGACUUGUGCAAAUUUAUCAUUAACGAUGAUAUCAAGUUUUCGAUCCAAUUAAGGCUGAUAGCAAAGCUCCAAUUACUCUUCGACAACAACGAAUUGAAUGAAACCAUUAUCCAAGAUAUUGACCAGAUUUUACGGGAUCAGUCCUUGCAGCCAGAAGAUCUCAUCAAGUUAUACGAAAAGAUUGUCUUCUUGUACACUACAUGCGAAUCCAGCACCGAUUCGUUUGCUCAAAAAAUCAACCAAUACUUCAGAGAAGAGCACGCCAUUGAGCCGAGCGUACUUAUUUACAAGUUUCGUCUAGACAAGGAAAUUCGCCCAGGAAAUCACGAAAUGGCCAUGAAAAUUUUUGACGAAAGCAUUAAAAAUUUCACACAAUGGGAGACUGAAUCUGAUGCCAGAGCUUUAUCAACUUUGAAUCAAUUGAUAGUAUUAUUGUGCACCAAUCUUUCAGGCGUUGAUGAAAUCUUUCCAUUAUUUCGCAGGAUCAAGCAACAAAUGGUAAGUCAUUCGAUAAACGUGUAUGCGGUUAAGGCCCUAGCAGAAAAGAUGCUUGAUGCUGAAUACGUUGGAGACCUUAUCGAGAUGUUGAAACAAGAGCUUCCUUCCAUAAAGAGAGACGAUCUCAUCAAGCUUCCCACAUCAGGUCCGGCAUUUGUGAAAUACAGAGAGCUUUUUGACCUACUCCACAAUUUCGUUAUAACUUACAAUAGCGAGGAGACACAUGAGACUAACUGGGUUCUCUAUGGGGAACUCCAUAAGUAUUUCUCUGUUCCUUACGAUUCCUACCUCCCGGCUAUGAAAUUUUUCUGUGAGCAUGACAGAUCAAAUGCUUCGUUAAUUAUUUUCAGACAGCUAAAGAAGUUGAGUGAGCUCCAUGGAUCAAUGCGUCACUUGCCACCUCUGAGAGAUAUGUACCUCUAUCUUUUCAAAGAUUUCGGUAAUAAGUUGUACGAAGAAGGAGUUCAUGAAAUUCACGAGUAUCUCAAAAUCGACCAGGACAUCCCUAAACAGGACAUAGAGCUUCAAAAUUGCAUCCUUAAUGCCUAUUCCAACCUCCAGGAUGUCCCCAAAGCAAGGGAUUUGUUCAUCUCCAUGUCGUCCGUGCCUAAGCAAGUUGGAGGUAUCAAUGAAGAGACGGUGCAAAUCAUGUUGAAGACAUUCACGUAUAGUGAUAUGAUGUAUGUUCAGAAAUUCUGGAACGACUUAUCACUCUAUGGAGUUUUACCAAACUAUGCAAUCUUCAAGCAGUAUAUCAUAGCCCAUGUUUACCAUGGACUAGUAGAUGAGGCUUUCGAAGUACUAAAAGAGAUGGAAGACUACGAUAUCGAAUUUUCCUCUGAUCUCUUAUUGGCUAUGCACAAUUAUUGCUUGGAGGUCCCGGCGCAGGAAAAAGUGAAGUCAUGGGCUCAAAAGAACUUUCCUGAUAAGUUGGAAUCUUUAGCUGAAAAAGGACUUUUGAAACCGGCUACCAAUUACGUCCCAAACGAGAAUUUGAUCGCCGAGAGUAACACGAAUUGA